CUUCUCUUUGCUACUUACCAUCCCGUGGCCAUGGCAUCCAGUACUGCUCCUCUACGUGCCGCGGUUGAUAUGGAGAUACCUGUAAAAAGCUCUGCGCCACCACCCAGUCAGUACAAGGCUAGUAGUGGCGCAGAUGGUGCCAGGAACCACGGGGUGGUUGAUACGGCCUUGAGGGCCGUAUUGUUUAUCACAAGUGUGGCUGCAGUCGUUGUUAUGCUGACUUCGAAACAAACCAAAAUGGUACAAAUUUCGCCUGGCAUUUCAAUACCAUGGGAUGCAAAUUGGAAACAUUCCUCAAUUUACAAAUACUUUGUAGUAGCACUUUCCAUAUCAACCUUGUACAGCAUCAUCACUGGUUACUUAUCAUUUUUGGCACAGAAGAGAGGAGGAUAUUCGACGAAAUUACAGCUUUAUUUGGUGAUACUAGAUACUCUACAGGCGGCUAGUGUAUCCGCAGCGUUUGGAGCUGGACAAGCGCUAGCAUACUUAGGACUCAAAGGGAGCCAUCAAUCUGGAUGGAAGAAGAUAUGCAACAAGUAUUGGUCCUUUUGUCAUCAUGUACAAAUCUCUAUGAUUUUGUCAGGCAUGGCCAGCAUAGCACUUAUAUUGCUCAUUUGGCUCUCCUUUUACACUCUUACAAAGAAGAUCAUGACUAGGCGAUAGUUAAUUUGGCCGACGUACAAUGAAUGAUGUACGUACUAUGAAUAUACGUAUAUAAAUAAACAUUUUAUUUAAUAACACGGCCGCCUCAGUAAUGUUUAUAGGUUAGCUAGGCGGCCGUCUAAAACCUUCACGUACGUGUCAAAGAGGAUUCCGGUGGUGGUGAUAGAUGGUGAGUUGUUUUUUUUUAUUUGGAAUAUUUGAAGUUAAAAGUAGGUGAUGAUGAAAUUGUGACUUGUAAGAAGAAAAUUUUAAGGAAGAAAUGGUGUAGUCCUUAUUAAUGGACGUACUGUGGACACAUAAUUCGGUAAUUGUAUGUAGCUGGGUCUUACACUGCCAAGUAUACAUUUCCAUUUGCAGAA
Molecule: messenger RNA, 1022 nt
Organism: Erigeron canadensis
Lineage: Eukaryota; Viridiplantae; Streptophyta; Magnoliopsida; Asterales; Asteraceae
Product: CASP-like protein 1
Exons: 3
Coding region: 31-663 (210 amino acids)
Source: RefSeq, a predicted model, not a curated record